GCAGUGGCUCCUGGAAGAGGAACAAGUGUGGGAAAAGGGAGAGGAAACCGGAGCUAAAUGACAGGAUGCGGGCGACUUGAAACACAAAAAGAGAAGCGUUCGUCUCGGCUCAAGGCAUUGCCCGUCUGCUUUCCUUUCUCCGAGACGCGCCGAAGAUUGCACGGCUCUCGGCGGAGUCGGAGCGCUUCGGGGCGUUCAGCGUCCCCUCUCGCCGUGUUGUCACCGCGCGUCCUCCUCUCCCGCGUCUGCCUGGAGAUCCGGCGAAGGGAGAAUGGAGACGGGGCUGCCGCUCCUCUGCGCCGCGCUCGUCCUCGCCCUGUCCCCGGCCGGCGCUUUUCGCAAUGAUAAAUGUGGCGAUACUAUAAAAAUUGAGAGCCCCGGGUACCUUACGUCUCCUGGCUAUCCUCAUUCUUAUCACCCAAGUGAAAAAUGCGAAUGGCUGAUUCAAGCUCCGGACCCAAACCAGAGAAUUAUGAUUAACUUCAACCCUCACUUUGAUUUGGAGGACAGAGACUGCAAAUAUGACUACGUGGAAGUCAUCGACGGAGAAAAUGAGAAUGGACGUUUAUGGGGAAAGUUCUGUGGAAAGAUUGCCCCUUCUCCUGUAGUGUCUUCAGGGCCAUUUCUUUUCAUCAAAUUUGUCUCUGACUAUGAGACGCAUGGUGCAGGAUUUUCCAUCCGUUAUGAAAUUUUCAAAAGAGGUCCCGAAUGUUCUCAGAACUACACAACACCUAGUGGAGUGAUAAAGUCCCCCGGAUUCCCUGAAAAAUACCCCAACAGCCUUGAAUGCACUUACAUUAUCUUUGCACCAAAGAUGUCAGAGAUUAUCUUGGAAUUUGAAAGCUUUGACCUGGAGCCUGACUCAAAUCCUCCAGGGGGGAUGUUCUGUCGCUAUGACCGGCUAGAAAUCUGGGAUGGAUUCCCCGAUGUUGGCCCUCACAUUGGGCGUUACUGUGGACAGAAAACACCAGGUCGAAUCCGUUCCUCAUCGGGCAUUCUGUCCAUGGUUUUUUAUACUGACAGUGCAAUAGCAAAAGAAGGCUUCUCAGCAAACUACAGUGUCUUACAGAGCAGCGUCUCAGAAGAUUUCAAAUGUAUGGAACCUCUGGGCAUGGAAUCAGGAGAGAUUCAUUCUGACCAGAUCACAGCUUCUUCCCAGUAUAGCACCAACUGGUCUGCAGAGCGCUCCCGCCUGAACUACCCUGAGAAUGGGUGGACUCCUGGAGAAGAUUCCUACAGAGAGUGGAUACAGGUAGACUUGGGCCUCUUGCGUUUUGUCACUGCUGUUGGGACACAGGGUGCCAUUUCAAAGGAAACCAAGAAGAAAUAUUAUGUCAAGACUUACAGAAUAGACAUUAGCUCCAAUGGGGAAGACUGGAUCACCAUAAAAGAAGGAAAUAAACCUGUUAUCUUUCAAGGAAACACCAACCCUACAGAUCUUGUGUUUGGAGUUUUCCCCAAACCACUGAUAACUCGAUUUGUUCGAAUCAAACCUAUGACUUGGGAAACUGGCAUAUCUAUGAGAUUUGAAGUGUAUGGCUGCAAGAUAACAGAUUAUCCUUGCUCCGGAAUGUUGGGUAUGGUGUCUGGACUUAUUUCUGACUCCCAGAUUACGGCAUCAAACCAAGGAGACAGGAACUGGAUGCCUGAAAACAUUCGCCUGGUAACCAGCCGCUCCGGCUGGGCACUGCCGCCCGCGCCUCAUCCCUACAUAAACGAGUGGCUCCAAGUGGACCUGGGAGUGGAGAAGAUUGUGAGGGGCCUCAUCAUACAGGGUGGGAAGCACCGAGAGAACAAGGUGUUCAUGAGGAAGUUCAAGAUCGGGUACAGCAACAACGGCUCAGACUGGAAGAUGCUCAUGGACAGCAAACGCAAGGCGAAGUCUUUUGAGGGCAACAGCAACUAUGAUACACCUGAGCUAAGGACUUUUCCACCUCUUUCCACACGAUUCAUCAGGAUCUACCCUGAGAGAGCCACUCAUGGAGGACUAGGACUAAAGAUGGAGCUGCUGGGCUGUGAGGUGGAAGCACCUACAGCUGGACCGACCACUCCCAAUGGGAACCUGGUGGAUGAAUGUGAUGACGACCAGGCCAACUGCCACAGUGGAACAGGUGAUGACUUCCAGAUCACAGGUGGUACCACCGUGUUGGCCACAGAAAAGCCGACAGUAAUAGACAGCACGAUUCAAUCAGAGUUUCCAACAUAUGGUUUUAACUGUGAAUUUGGCUGGGGCUCUCACAAGACAUUCUGUCACUGGGAACAUGACAAUCACGUGCAACUCAAGUGGAGUGUGUUGACCAGUAAAACGGGACCCAUUCAGGAUCACACAGGAGAUGGCAACUUCAUCUAUUCCCAAGCCGACGAAACCCAGAAGGGUGAAGUGGCUCGCCUGGUGAGCCCAGUGGUCUACUCGCAGAACUCAGCUCACUGCAUGACCUUCUGGUAUCACAUGUCUGGCUCCCACGUCGGCACGCUGAGGGUCAAACUGCGCUACCAGAAGCCAGAGGAAUAUGAUCAGCUGGUCUGGAUGGCCAUCGGUCACCAAGGAGACCACUGGAAGGAAGGGCGUGUCUUGCUCCACAAGUCUCUGAAACUCUAUCAGGUGAUUUUCGAGGGCGAAAUCGGAAAAGGAAACCUUGGUGGGAUCGCCGUGGAUGACAUUAGUAUUAAUAACCACAUUUCACAAGAGGAUUGUGCAAAACCAGAAGACCUGGAUAAAAAGAACCAAGAAAUUAAAAUUGAUGAAACAGGGAGCACCCCAGGAUACGAAGGCCAGGGAGAAAGUGACAAGAACAUCUCCAGGAAGCCCGGCAAUGUGCUGAAGACCUUGGACCCUAUUCUCAUUACCAUCAUAGCCAUGAGCGCCCUGGGUGUCCUCUUGGGUGCCGUCUGCGGGGUUGUUCUGUACUGUGCCUGUUGGCACAACGGGAUGUCAGAAAGAAACUUGUCUGCUCUGGAGAACUAUAACUUUGAACUCGUGGACGGUGUGAAGUUAAAAAAAGACAAACUGAAUACACAGAGUACUUAUUCGGAGGCGUGAAGGCGGACAGAGAUGAAAAGACGAGUCGGAGAGUUGAAGUGCAAGGACAUAACUCGAGUGUGCUGGGGAACUGUUGAUCUUUCACUGUACAGGCUGCAAAGUGCGUGGAUGACGCUGAGCCAGGCUUUUCUCAGGAGCUCCAAUGAGUAUGGCCGACAGACGUGAGCAAGUGAGCUGUGUUAACAAUCGCAAUCAUGUACACUCAGCCUCUUUCUGUGGGUUUAAUUUGAGUAAUCAGAUGCUGGUGUUGAGACCAAGUAUGAUUGACUUAAUAAUUCGUUUCGACUCCCCUUUCCUCCUCUCUCUCCUCUUCCUUUUAUGGAUUCUUUUUGGAAACUGUGCAAAAUCCAAGAUGCUGGCACCAGGUAUAUUCAGUGGGGCCCUUUUGAUGGACAUGCUACCUGUAGCCCAGUGCCCACAUUAUCUUAGAAUAAUCGCAUUUCGGUGGACUCCUGAAGGUGUUCUUGUGUGUAAGUGCCCGCGUCGUACAUAGGCAAAGAAGGAUUAGGAUGUUUUAUUUUAAAAAUACUGUAGCCUCAGUACCAGUAUAGUGAGUCAGCUCUGUUUACGAAGCAAUACCGUCAAAUUUUCUUGAUGUUUUCCAGUGUUGUACUAAACUUCGUGCUUGUGAACUUCAUACAGAAAACUGUGCCAUCACCAAACACUGCUGGCGACUGGGUGUUCUGCUGACAACCGCAACAAAAAUCCUUGGCACUGGCUAGUCUAUGUCCUCUCAAGUGCCUUUUUGUUUGUACUGGUUCAUUGUGUUACAUUAAGACCCACUCUGUUUCUCUCUGGUGAAAGCCCUACUCUUUAAUCAAACCCUGGUGGCUCACUGACUAAGAAGAAAGUAUAUUUUAGUGUGAGACGUCAGCCCCGGGAAGGCAAGGGCUCUGAAGAUAUGGCAACGUGGCUUAAUUGUUCUGCUUUUUCUGUAGUUCAAUUUCAUGUCUCUUGACCCUUUUGUAUAAAGCUGCAAUAUUCUCUCUUGUUCUUUCAUAUGGAAUGUAUUUUCAAAUGUAAACUUUCUCUCCUAUCUCUCUGUCUUUUUUUCACUCUUAGAAUUUAAGCAUUUGCCAUUGUCCAGAAAAGAAACUUGCAGCUUUAACCUGCUGGUAAUGGCAAACAAUUUUACUAGACUUUAUGUUUAAAAAUAAAUAAAUAAGGGAAAUUCCUAACUUUGCCCUCCAAAGUCUAACUUUGGUUUUCUUGUUAACUGGUUAAAGUGACAGUAUCUUUUUUCCUUAAACUGUUUGUCUGUCCAUUCUGAUCAAAAUGAUCUUUGAUAGAAAUGUUGGUGUUUAAUAGAAAUAGUGGUAAGUUGAAGGAAGAAAUAAGACUAAUUGGCUUUUGAGUGAGAUCCAAAGAAGGACUGAAUAAAAAUCUUCCAAAUAUCUAAAAACAUGAGAUUUUUACAUCCAAAUAUGCAAAAAUGACCCAUGAGAAAGCUUCUUGUUUUGAUAUUGAGUCAGACAAAGGAAGUGGAAGGAGGAACAGUUAAUUUAAGAAAGAGACCAUAAAUCCUGAUGCCCAGGGUGAAGUAUUUUAAGAUAAGGACUAAGGACAGGGACAGGGGGUGGCAGGGGACCCAUAAAAUCAAAACAAAUGUUUAAGAGAAUUCUUCCAGCAGCAACCCUGAAAAACUAGACUUGAAUGAAUGCUUCUAGAAACUUCCAAUGGCUCACAAAGGAAAUAGCCUGCCUUGGGGUUGGCAAGAUCUAACAGCACAGAGAAAUAAAUAUCUUAUCAGGCAGCAUGUGAAUUAACCCAAAGAAGCUUUGGUUGUUUUUGAUUAUUUUGGUCAUGCCAUGGUGUACAUGAGCAUUUUGAGAUCUUCCUCCUUUCCUGCAUUGCUCUAGGUCUCACUUGGAUACAUCUAUUGGGAGUCACAUUUGCAUCAUGGACAAGACAGUCCAUUCAUCUUGGUUUAAUUGGAUUGAGAAUCUCUCUUGUUUCCAGGAAAGUAUUGAUCACCACGAAAGAAGAAUAGGUUUUUGUCCCCAGAGGCAUUCAUUCAGUUGUUAUAGUCAUACCAGGAAGAAAGCACUAAGUAAGACUUGAUUUUUUUUUUUUUUUAAGGCAACAGACUUAAAGUUGUUCUCAGCCAAGGAAAAAUGAUACUGCAACUUUAAAUUUUAAAGUAUCUU
Molecule: messenger RNA, 5187 nt
Organism: Cynocephalus volans (Philippine flying lemur)
Lineage: Eukaryota; Metazoa; Chordata; Mammalia; Dermoptera; Cynocephalidae
Gene: NRP1
Product: neuropilin 1
Exons: 17
Coding region: 272-3040 (922 amino acids)
Biological process (GO): positive regulation of endothelial cell migration; neural crest cell migration; sprouting angiogenesis
Cellular component (GO): focal adhesion; plasma membrane; axon
Molecular function (GO): vascular endothelial growth factor receptor activity; semaphorin receptor activity; vascular endothelial growth factor binding
Source: RefSeq, a predicted model, not a curated record